AUGGACACUCAGACUAUCUUCCAUAAAUCUUCAUUCAAUAUCCUUUAUCUUGUACUAUUUGGGUCCCGCUAUGAAUAUGACGACAAGUUUCUUAAGUUCUUCAUUCGUAUCUUCACUGAGAAUGCGAAGAUCACUAAUGGACCCUGGGCAUUGGUAUUAUACCAUUUUAAUAGGUUUAUCACUUAAUGUUAGUCAGACCUUGACUUAAAGGGAUACUUCACCCAAAUUACAAAAUUACAUAAUGGUUUCCUUACCCUGUAAUUAGUCUAUGGACAAGGUAAGUGAUAGAUGAAUUUGUAUGUUUAUGGUAAUGACUCAAAUUGUUCCACCCCGAUACAGUAUGACUGUGUAAACUGUGUUAAGGUAGUAAUAAACCCGCUAACAGAGAAGGGGGUUAGAAACUGCUGAGACAGACAUUCCAGGAGAAAGGAGACUUAGAAACUGUCCUAUUUAAAUAUUCUAUACUGUGGAAAUUUACAGGCCGCCUAAAGGUGGGCGGAGCAAAGUCCUUUGUGUGGACGCAUAUAAAAAGGCUGUGUGUGUUUUUGGCGCCAGAGCGCUCUCAUUGAAUAAAAAUGGCUGAUCCCUUGCAGACUGGACAAUUUGUUUAAUUCAUUCUUAACUAGAGUCUUACACCCUCUGGGGAUUAUUCAAAGUUUGAGUAUUAGAGAUAGAAUUCUCGUGACAAUUGGUCCUUCAAGCCGGAUAUCAAUAUCCGUUUUCUGUCGUUACGGGGACACCGAAAACCAUGCACGGGCGGAUGAUAGCAUCCGUAUAGACUAAGACCUGGCCUCUGACAUUGAGUGUUCAUUACAGGCUGGUAGGAAACUGAUAAACAACAGAAACUGUGACGAUAUCUAACCAAAAUUGAGUCCCAGCUGCAAGAAUAAGGUCAGUGAUUUUUAUUCAUGGCUUUUGGGGGGAUUGAUAUCUUAAAAUGGCAGUAGAAAAAAAUUAACAGUUUGAAUCUGCUGUAGUGAGGGUAGUAAUCCGUCGAUAAUCCGAAAGGGAUUCAUCAGGUACAUCGUUUUUAGACGUUUAUCUAGAGAAAACCAUGUGCCAGUAUUCUGGAUAAAUAUAAAACGGGGGGUAGGGUGAAGAUCAAAAGAGAGGAAGGAAGUGGGUCCGCAAUUGACUCAAGGUAAUAUAAACUAGUUAAUAUUGAGAUUGUACAAGAUACAGUCUUUACAAUAUAAACAGGAAGGGAGAUAAUUAUCAUCAUGUGAGAUAGAUACAUUAAACAAGUCAAGAGUCAUAAACAACUGUAGAUUUGCUGUAACUCUAUCCGUUUCAUGAAACUGGAGCCUUACAAACUCCGGUAGUGUUAACUAAUAAUCAUAAGGUUGUAUACGUGUGAGACUUAACGAUCCAUCAAAAAUCGCAAUAAUUAAUUAUUUCAAGGAAAGAAUAUACGAUAAAAUGUAUAAGACAUUAAGACCUAGUAAUUUGUUAAUAGGCAUAAAAUAAUUGUACAAAAUACUCCCUGAAUAUGAGAAAUCUUGUUGGAGAAAAAGGUCACGUGUACGGGGGUGAUCAUAUGACGUCAACACAUUGAAUUUUGGUCAAGCUUUCAGGGGGACAUUAUAUUUGGGAAAUGUAGAAGUAAUGUAGGAUUAUGGUCAAAUUGACCAUAGUAAAAUGUCAAAGGUUGAUAGGGUUAACAUUCCAAAUUUGGGCACUAUUAUAGAAUAAAAUAUUCCUGUAGGUUGUGCGAAUAUUGAUUGUGUGUUGGGAAAUAGCAUUGUGUGAAUGUGAUAUGAAAGUUGUGUGAAUAUGGUAAGAGUUAAUCUGAAGUUUUGAGAAUAAGCAGUUGAUAUAAUGAUAUCUUGGGGUUUGUAAAAACACUGCUUGUCAUAGAAUAGUGUGAGAUGUUAGUUCAGGGAAUAGUGACCAGUCUAUAGGAUUCUGGGAGGAUUUUAUGACUCAGGGGAAGAGUCUAGGUAGUAACGUUGUUGUUCCGAUUGGAACUAGAUUAUGGUCAACUAACUUGUGGCAAUAAAGAAUAAUUAGAAAUACAAAUGAUUUAGUUGAUAUGAAUAUACUAAAAUAUGAUUAAUGUUAUGUGUGGGUAAUUGAUUACUAGAGGUUAGGUAAAAGUGGAAGAAUAUAUAAGUGCUGGCUUACACGCCCAAACACGUAGACGUACGGGGGGGCAGUACAUAGAUCAUAUGAUAGAAAUAGAUUAAGCAUUAUUUCUAUCUAUCAUUUCGGAGCAGAGGUAAUAUAGUAAGGGAAUUUUAGUCAAGAAUAGUGGGGGGAGUAAAAUAAUUAUUUUUGUGUUGCUGAAUGAGUUGAUAGUUUAAAGACUACUGAGAAAAGAGUUGUAAUGUGGACUAUCGAAUUGAAUAUGGAUAUGAAUUCAAUAUAUGAUGGUAAAAUACAGCAAGUGUUUGGUGUUACUUCUAGCCUACUUAGAAAGGAUAUUUACUUAGAUCUGAUGUAUUCUAAUAAUGGAGGAUUGGUGAUAAACUGAACCAAACAUGACGUUACUACAGCAAUUUAGGAUGGUUAAUGUUGUUACGUUAGUUUUUAAACCCUAUGAUAGAGGUAAAUGCAGAACGCUGUUUGAGAGUGUGUUUUAUUUUGUCUACUAGUAAAAAAUUGAAGAAUGUCCAUGUUUUUUGUCUGCGGGUGUUAACCAUUGGGGCUUGCUGAAACGUGAGAGCGCUGUAAGGGAUAUUAUGGGUUACGUUAGGUGUACGAGGAUCAAUGGUUGCUGUGGAAAAGGAAGUCAUAGGGGGUUGGAUGUUUGGGGUGAAAGGGCUAGCUAGUUAGUGGUGCGAACUAGUGACGUUUAGAGUGGUGACGUAACUUGCUAUGCGACAUGGAAGUAGUUGUUAAACUUGCUUUGCAAGGAUAGCGGAUUUUGUGGAGCGACGGGUAAUGGUGUUUCGAUGGUAAAUGUUGUCGAUAUGGGUAGAAGGUCCCUGGUUUGAGCCCAGGUAGGGACAGAAAGCAAAUAUUUUGCGUUGAUGCUAUUGACCUAGAUUACUAGAGGAAUUGAUAAUAUUACGUGAAAGGAAUUGUCUUACCAGCACAUAGCGAAUAGUAUAACAUAGUAAUUAAAGUUGCAUAUCGGUGAAUAGAUGUUUUGUUAGUUUUGACUAUAACUUUACAAUAAUUUGUCAUCCGUUAAAGUACUGUUAUAUGGAAAGUUAGCGAUAGAGAAUAAUAGAUAUUGUAGAGGGUUUACAAAGUAAAUAAGUUAAUUGGGUAAUGAGACAUGUUGAAUUGGAUUGUUUAAUAAGAUUGGUAUUAAAAUCAUUCUUUCUAUUUAGGUGAAUUAAAAUAUAUUAUUAGGUAGUAUUGAUUUGUGGAGACAAUUUACUAAUGACACGAUUUCGUAAGAGGGUGAAAGGAAGUAGUGAUAAGUGGGCUAUAUUGACAUAUGUAGGACACAUUGGGAUGAUAUGAAGAACAUGUCUAGAUAGUUGAAUAUGGAACGUUAUUUGAUAAUUGGUAAUUAUUAUUAGUACAUUAUAUAGUUUGUUUAAACAACAGUGAGUUAUGCAGACAGUUCAUUAAUUCUAAAAACGAUAAUCUGUUGAUGGUACGUUGAACAAUAGGAGAUAGUUGUUACUAUUAGGCUGAUGAAGAAAUAAAAAUUUUUUGUAAGUAUGAAGUUAUUAAACAAUAGGUUUAUAUUUUAAAACAUCUAUGUAACAGGUUGUGAUGAUUAAAAUACUAGAAAGGGGUUAUAGGUUUAUAUUAGAAGGUGUAGUGAACUUAAUGAAACGUGGUAUUAUCUAGUGUCUUCUGAGUGGGAGUUUUUUUCCAGGAUUGAUGGAAGUCUACUAUAGCAUUAUGUUAAGGGGAGAGUAGGAGACAACGUAUCAAACUAUUUUUGAAUAGAUGCAUGGGAUAAAAUAUCACGUCUUACUUAAGCGGAGUACGUGAUUGUAUUGGCUAAUGACUGAAAUGUGACAUUUACAGGGGUGACAGGAACAAUAGAAGGGGAAACAGAUUUUCCUAUGUUGUUGAUCAAGUAAACGAUAAUGGAUCAUUUGAUAUGGGAUCACAUGGAGCAGAUUUAGGGGUUCAAUAAUCAUUGUGAGAUUUAAAGAGGAUAUGAUCUUAAGGGUAAUCAAUUAAACAUACUCAUUAUAUACUAAGUGAAAUUUGAGUGGUUUUCAUCUUUUGAGAGAUUUUAUAUAAUAUUUUUAUGGAGUAGUUAUGAGGAAUUAGAUUGGAACAAACGAUUAUUGAUGAGAUAGGACUGUGUAUAUCUGUAUCAUGUUUUGUGUGUACUUACUAUCUUUGGAUUACUGAUUGUAAUUGAGUGUUAACAAAAUGCAUAAUUUCUCUUCCAGGAGAAAGGGGAUUUGCUUAUCUCAUUGGAAUGUUGCCCAGGGCUAGGGGGAGCAGUUUAGUGAAGUUAGGCAGUAUUAGGUCGUAAAAGGGAGCUACCACAUUACGUAAGGCCUGGCUAUUUUUGUUUGUUGUUUUCAAUUGGGUUUUUCAAAUAAAACACAACACACCUAGUAUGAUGUUUAUAAAGGGUUGUUAUUUUGAUUUUAGGGGGUUUUCAACAGGUCAAAGGUGAUAAGUCUUAAAGGAGCACACACAGUGAAUUCUAUGACAUAUUUUUCUUUUUUGACUGAGUUUUGGGUAUACAUGAUUUCUUAUGAGAAUAAAUGUAAUGAGGACUUAAUGUACACUUGGGAUAAGUAACAUUUAUGAAAUGUUUUGAAUGAUGGUAAUGUUUAGUAUACUAUAGAAUGGAGCAAUUCUUUGAAGGAUUUCAAUGACCUCUGAACUCUGUUUUGACUUUCUAGUGUGAAUUGAUCAUCCACACUGGUCAUUCUAAAGGCAUGAGAGGAGGACAUUAAGAUACUUUAUUUUACAGAGUUGAGGGUAAUUUAUAAUACUGUGAAACGUGUGAAGAAGUUUAUAAUUUGGUAAUAAUAUAUAUGAUUCGAACCAUAAAAUAACAAAAGAGAGAGAGAGCUUUCCCUGAAUGAGGGAUACCUGUUGCUAGUCAAUUGUACUAAUCUUGGAUUACUUUACGGGAUAGAAGUAAGUUGAGAUAUUAUCAAAUGUUGUCAUUUUAAUUUCAUUUUUAUUGUGGUUUAAUAAACAAUGUUGGUGUUUUGUUUUUGAAAGCAUGAAUCACGUUGUGACUCAUGUGUUCAGAAAAGGAGGGGAAAAUUCCUAGUACGCUCUGCCUCAGGCCAUCAAUUUAUAGAGCGGUUAUCAGCUCCUGUGACUUUACAACAUGAAAAUUCAGGAGGAGAAGUAUGCAUACCUGUACUGUUAUCAAGCUUAUGACCAGUUAAUCUACUAGGAAGAGAUGCUAUGACUCAGUUGAAUGUAGCUGAAACACCGACUGAGAGGGGUAUGAAGGCAUAUGUGGUACGGGAUAACAUGGUAGUGAGCGGGGAGGGAGAACCAGGCUAUAACCAGGAAUUUGGGAAAGUUUUAACCUCAGGAAGGAAGCCAAAUGUUAAUGUAGGUAGAUUAUAUUCUAUUGGCUAAUCCCACUCAAGAGGGAUGUAAGAAAGAUACAAUCCAAUUGUUGACCUUUAUGGCAGAACAGGGAGACAAAGUUAGCAAAAGAAAACUUAAACUCUGGCAGAGCGAGGUGAUUUACUUAGGACAUACCAUAACUCAGGAGGGGCGAACGUUAAACUCAUCCAGGAAAACUGCUAUACUUGAAGCGCCAAAACCAUUAAACAAGAAACAAAUGAUGAGCUUUUUGGGAAUUAUGAACUAUUGUAGAGCUUGGGUACCCCAUUAUGCACUGCAUACUGGUAAAUAAAGUGAUCUUAUCUAUGGGAAGGCAAUGGCAGGCCAUGAUAACAUCAUUUGGAACUCCGAGGCGGAGGAGCAAUUCAUAGAGGUAAAAGAAAAGUUGCUCACUUCCCAAACAGUCUUAGCUUUUGAUGAGGUAGAUUUUCUUUAGUGGACUAUGAGAUAAAACUGGAUUAAUCACGAACAUAGAGUUAGAAUUCUUUGUUGCUAGGCAAAUAACUGAAUUGAGUAAUUUCACUGUGUGUGUGUAUGUUUGAAAGAUUUAAGUAUGGACCUGUCAUGUCCAACCAUCAGUCUUCAGGUCAAGCCCGGGAGAGCCGGGGUUGAACAGAGUUUAAACUAAACAUGAGUGUUUUUACAAGAUAAGGGAUUGAUUGAUUGUAUUACUAAGGAUAAUUUACCAAUAUUACCUAAGUGUCACGCCCUGACCUUAGAGAUCACCUGUAUUCUCUGUUUGGUUAGGUCAGGGUGGGAUUUGGAUACAUUCUAGUGUAUCUAUUUCUAUGUUGGCCGGUUGUGGUUCCCAAUCAGAGGCAUCUGUCGAUCGUUGUCUCUGAUUGGGGAUCAUACUUAGGCAGCCAUUUUGCCUACCUAUAUUGUGGGAUCUUGUUUCUGUUUCUGUUUUGGCUUGUUGCUGUUAGCCUUUAGAACUUCACGUUCAGUUGCUUUUGUUAUUUUGUCAAGUGUUUAUUUAUUAAAUUAAACAUGUACGCAUACCACGCUGCACCUUGGUCCGACCAUUUAUACAACGUACGUGACAGAAGAUCCCACCACCAACGGACCAAGCAGCGUGGCCAGGAGGAGCAGACAUCCUGGACACAGGUGGGGAAGACAUUUUGGACAUGGGAGGAGAUAUUAGCCGGUAAAGGACCCUGGGCGAAGGAAGAAGCGCCGACCGCGAAGGAAGCACGAGAGGCAGCCCCAAGAUAAUUUUUUUGGGGGGCACACGGAGCAGAAGGAGGCCCUGAAAGGGCUGACUGUGGAGGAAGAGGAAGCCGCUAUUAUAGAGGCCCUCCAAGACAUGCAGCUCAGCACUCUGAGAGAGGAGGUAACUACUUUACGGGGGCUGUUAGCUAAGAGAGAGCAGGAGAGCUCCCUUCAGAGGGAGGCGCUGCAGGAGGCCCACAGGGAGAAGGAGUCAGUGGAUGCACGGAGAGAGGAGCUAGCCAGACAACAGGAGGAGCUGAGAGAGGAGUUAACCCUCCAGCAGCAGAGAACAGUCCUUAGAGCAGAGGCUGGUGGAGCCAGGUUUCAGAAGAGAGCCAACUCCCCGCACUCGCUUUGAGGAGCGUGUGACCAUGCAGGCAACAGGCUAUGCGCCGGCUUUACGCACUGUGCCGCCAGUGCGCCUUCACAGACCGGUACGGCCCGUGCCUGCUCCUCGCACCAAACCAGUGGUGCGUGUCGCCAGCCCGGUAUGCCCGUACCUGCUCCCACCAAACCAGUGGUGCGUGUCUCCAGUCCUGUACGGCCGUACCUGCUCCUCGCACCAAACCAGUGGUGCGUGUCUCCAGUCCUGUACGGCCCGUACUUGCUCCUCGCACCAAACCAUUGGUGCGUGUCGCCAGCCCGGUGCGCCCCGUACCUGUUCCUCGCACCAAACCAGUGGUGCGUGUCCCCAGCCCGGUAUGCCCGUACCUGCUCCUCGCACCAAACCAGUGGUGCGUGUCAUCCAGUCCUGUACGGCCCGUACCGAUGCCUCGCACCAAACCAGUGGUGCGUGUCGCCAGCCCGGUAUGCCCCGUACCUGCUCCUCGCACCAAACCAGUGGUGCGUGUCUCCAGUCCGGUACGCCCGUACCUGCUCCUUGCACCAAACCAGUGGUGCGUGUCUCCAGUCCUGUACGGCCCGUACCUGCUCCUCGCACCAAACCAGUGGUGCGUGUCGCCAGCCCGGUAUGCCCCGUACCUGCUCCUCGCACCAAACCAGUGGUGCGUGUCUCCAGUCCUGUACGGCCCGUACCUGUUCCUCGCACCAAACCAGUGGUGCGUGUCCCCAGCCCGGUACGGCCCGUGCCUGCUCCUCGCACUAAACCAGUGGUGCGUGUCGCCAGCCCGGUACGGCCCGUGCCUGCUCCUCGCACCAAUCCAGUGGUGCGUGUCUCCAGCCCGGUACGGCCUGUGCCUGCUCCUCGCACAAGACCAGUGGUGCGUGUCCCCAGCCCGGUACGGCCCAUUCCAGUGCCAGAGCAGUCCGCUCCACCGGUGCCUAGUCCAGCUCCGGUCAGCUGCUACACUCCAGUGCCAGAGCAGUCUGCUCCAACGGUGCCUAGUCCAGCUCCGGUCAGCUGCUCCAGUCCAGUGCCAGAGUAGUCCGCUCCACCGGUGCCUAGUCCUGCUCCGGUUAUCUGCUCCCUACCAGAGCCGGGGUAGUCCACUUCACCGGUGCCCAGUCCGGGUCCGGUCGUCUACUCUUCCUCCAUGCCGGAGCCAUCUGCUCCACCAGGGUCCGAGCCGGAAGCAGACGUCAACCCCUCUCCAGGAUCGGGCCUCCCACACCAGGGUCCAGACAGGACUUGGUGCAUCACGGGAGGACUGCCGAGCCAGAACCAGACGUCAACGCCUCUCCAGGGUCGAGGGCUCCCACACCAGGGUCCAGACAGGACUUGGUGCAUUGUGGGAGGACUGAGAGGGGGAGCAUCGCGCCGGGGUCCAGACCGGACCGGGCGUGCAAAGGGGAGGCAGGAUGGGAGAAGAGUUUACUGCCUACGUCACGUCCGAAGCCGGAGCCUGAGCCGCCACCGAGGCUAGAUGCCCACCCAGACCCUCCCCUAAUGAGUCAGGUUUUUGCGGCCGGAGUCCGCACCUUUGGGAGGGGUGUACUGUCACGCCCUGACCUUAGAGAUCACCUGUAUUCUCUGUUUGGUUAGGUCAGGGUGUGAUUUGGAUACAUUCUAGUGUAUCUAUUUCUAUGUUGGCCGGGUGUGGUUCCCAAUCAGAGGCAGCUGUCGAUCGUUGUCUCUGAUUGGGGAUCAUACUUAGGCAGCCAUUUUGCCUACCUAUGUUGUGGGAUCUUGUUUCUGCUUAGGCUUGUUGCUGUUAGCCUUUAGAACUUCACGUUCAGUUGCUUUUGUUAUUUUGUCAAGUGUUUAUUUAUUAAAUUAAACAUGUACGCAUACCACGCUGCAUCUUGGUCCGACCAUUUAUACAACGUACGUGACACUAAGUGAUUGUUUAGAGAGGUGCCAAUAUUGACACAUGGGCAAAGCCAUGUGUCAACAGGGGGGAUGAUGGUAGAUGGUAGGAUUAAAGAUAACUAGGUGGAGGAGAGGACUAAAUACUUAAUUGGAUACAGUUAGAAAGAAAAUACUAAUAUGAACGGUAUGAUUAGAGAGGGGUUAAGGAAAACACACAGGAGCGCAGGAAGAAAUUGGGUACAAUGUCUAACGAUAGUAUUAAUGACAAUCAGGAUAACUCCAGAUAAAAAAGGAUUAUUGCCAGAGCAUGCUUGUAAAUACAUUUAUCCUGAGUGUAAACAUUUAGUCAAAGGGUGGAUUGAUAGAUGAAUUUGUAUGUUUAUGGUAAUGACUAAAAUUGUUCCACCCCGAUACUGUAUGACUGUGUAAACUGUGUUAGAGUUAUAAGGUAGUAAUAAACCCGCUAACAGAGAAGGGGGUUGGAAACUGCUGAGACAGACAUUCCAGGAGAAAGGAGACUUAGAAACUGUCCUAUUUAAAUAUUCUAUACUGUGGAAAUGUACAGGCCGCCUAAAGGUGGGUGGAGCAAAGUCCUUUGUGUGGACGCAUAUAAAAAGGCUGUGUGUGUUUUUGGCGCCAGAGCGCUCUCCCUUGCAGACUGGACAAUUUGUUUAAUUCAUUCUUAACUAGAGUCUUACACCCUCUGGGGAUUAAUCAAAGUUUGAGUAUUAGAGAUAGAAUUCUCGUGACAGUGAGACAGUAAUCCAUGCUUUGGUUUUGUUUAUCUGGCCACUGUCUCCUAAAGUAUUUUUCUUUUGCAUUUGUGGUACAAAUCCAAUCCAAACUGAGCAUUUGGAGACAGUGGCCAGGUAAACAAAACCAAAGUAUGGAUUCCUGUCUUAACUUGUACAUAGACUUCUUAAAGGGUAAGGAAGCCAAUAUGUAAUUUGGGUUAACUAUCCCUUUAUUUUGAAAGCAGAUAUGGGUGGGAGAUCAUUGGUUAUGUGUUUUGAAUAUCUCCACAGCUUUAUGAUGCACUGCCCAUGCUGCGACAUCUUCCCUUGCCCUUCCAGAAGGCCUUUAAAAAUGUAGAAUCCAGUAAACAGAUUGCCAUUGACAUGGUCACUGAGCGUAAGAAGACCUGA
This is a messenger RNA of Coregonus sp. 'balchen', 10032 nucleotides long. Lineage: Eukaryota; Metazoa; Chordata; Actinopteri; Salmoniformes; Salmonidae. The record is from the annotation of a GenBank genome assembly.